AUGUCCAAUCCAGUGUUAGUCAAAAAGCUCCAGACUCUCAUCCAAUCGUACGAGAAUACACACCCAAAAUCAAAGAAAGCCUUCGAACGAGCCGAAAAGGUCCUACCGGCAGGAAGUACACGAUCUGUCCUUGUCUCCUCCCCAUUCCCCCUGAUAAUCCAGUCCGCGCAAGGCGCCAAAUUCACCACAAUCGACGGCGUAAAAUUCGAUGACUUCGUCUCCGACUAUUCGGCCGGUAUCUAUGGCCACUCGCAUCCGGUAAUCCAGGACGCUGUCCAGCAAGCCCUGGCAACAGGCUUCAGUCUGGGCGGCAUAACCGAGAAAGAAGCCGAACUGGCGGAAAUCCUCACAGCGCGCUUCCCCUCACUGGAAAAAGUACGAUUCUGCAAUUCUGGCACAGAGGCAAAUACCUUUGCCGUGGCUACUGCUCUCGCAAAUGCGACUGCGCCUCGACGCAAAGUCCUCGUCUUCGAUAAUGGCUAUCACGGCGGAACAAUGUCCUUCUCAACCCGGGAAAAUCCAAUAAAUUUACCCCAUCAAUUCGUCUUCGGGAAAUAUAAUGAUACAACCGAGGCAACGCGCGCGCUCGUCACCGACGAAAUUGGCGCUAUCCUGGUCGAACCCAUGCAAGCGGCCGGUGGAAUGAUCCCAGCAAGACGAGACUUCUUGGUCACGCUCCGCCAAGCUGCGGAUGAAGUCGGCGCGAUUUUGAUCUUUGACGAAGUCGUCACUUCGAGAAUGCAUUAUCAUGGUAUGCAGGGCGCUCUCGAUAUCAUACCCGACAUGACGACCGUGGGAAAGUAUCUCGGCGGCGGAUUUCCCUUCGGUGCAUUUGGGGGAUCGGCGAAACUAAUGAGCAGGUUUGAUUCGGGCGAUAAAUCAAUCGCGCUGACGCAUUCGGGCACAUUUAAUAAUAACAUCUUCACUAUGACUGCUGCCGUUGCGGCGGCGAAGUUGAUUACAGAGGCGCAGUUGAAUAGGCUUAAUGCUAUGGGGGAUCGUCUUCGUGAGGAGGCAAAUGAAAUCUUGAAGAAGGCGGAUUUCAAAAUGAUGUCGUUUACCGGGUAUGGGAGUGCGAUCGGUGUACAUUUUUCGGGGAUGAUGCUGACGCUUUGA
Penicillium manginii is the source of this 1116-nucleotide messenger RNA. RefSeq names its product acetylornithine aminotransferase. Gene Ontology annotation, molecular function: transaminase activity; pyridoxal phosphate binding. The transcript has a single exon. Bases 1 to 1116 code for a protein of 371 amino acids. NCBI's taxonomy places the organism in Eukaryota, Fungi, Ascomycota, Eurotiomycetes, Eurotiales, Aspergillaceae. The record is from RefSeq and is a predicted model, not a curated record.